Molecule: messenger RNA, 5480 nt
Organism: Sceloporus undulatus (fence lizard)
Lineage: Eukaryota; Metazoa; Chordata; Lepidosauria; Squamata; Phrynosomatidae
Gene: OPHN1
Product: oligophrenin 1
Exons: 24
Coding region: 37-2442 (801 amino acids)
Biological process (GO): signal transduction
Cellular component (GO): cytoplasm
Molecular function (GO): GTPase activator activity; protein binding
Source: RefSeq, a predicted model, not a curated record
GGCCGGCCAGCUAGCCAGAGCAAGCCUUCCGGGGCCAUGGGGCCCCCUGCGCUGGAGUUCAGCGACUGCUACCUGGACAGCCCCGGCUUCCGCGAGCGGCUGAAGGGCUACGAAGUGGAGCUGGAGCGGACGGCCAAGUUCCUCAAGGAGGUCAUCCGCGACGGCAACGGACUCAUCGCCGCCCUCCGAGGUUAUUCCUCAGCCGUGCAGAAAUUUGCUCAGACCCUUCAGUCCUUUCAGUUUGAUUUUAUCGGGGACACUCUGACCGACGAUGAGAUUAACAUUGCUGAAUCCUUUAAGGAAUUUGCAGAGCUGCUCCAGGAGGUGGAACUGGAGAGAUCCAUGAUGGUGCAAAAUGCGAGCGACCUAUUGAUCAAGCCACUGGAAAACUUCCGCAAGGAGCAAAUUGGAUUCACCAAAGAACGCAAGAAGAAGUUCGAGAAGGACGGAGAGAGGUUUUACUCCAUGUUGGACCGCCAUCUGAAUUUAUCCUCCAAGAAAAAAGAAUCCCAGUUGCAAGAGGCUGACUUGCAGGUGGACAAAGAGCAGCACAACUUCUUUGAAUCCUCCCUGGAAUAUGUGUAUCAGAUCCAAGAAGUGCAGGAAAGCAAGAAGUUCAGUAUCGUGGAGCCGGUGUUGGCUUUUCUUCACAGCCUCUUCACCUACAACAACUUGACAGUUGAGUUGACGCAGGACUUUCUUCCAUAUAAGCAACAGCUUCAGCUCAGUUUGCAAAAUACAAGGAACCAUUUCAUUAGUACGCGGGAAGAGUUGGAAGACCUCAAGAAACGGAUGAAAGAAGCGCCCCUCACCUGCAAGCUUCCUGGGAGGCCGACCAUAGAGGGAUAUCUGUAUUCCCAAGAGAAAUGGGCCCUGGGCAUCUCAUGGGUCAAGUACUAUUGCCAGUAUGAGAAGGAGGCAAAGAUGCUAAGGAUGACCCCUAUGGAGCAGAAACCGGGGGCCAAGCAAGGGACCUUACAUUUGAUGCUCAAGUCCUGUGUGAGGAGGAAGACCGACUCUAUAGACAAAAGGUUUUGCUUCGACAUCGAGACAUUUGAAAGGCCUGGGCCCAUCACUUUGCAGGCUCCGUCCGAAGCAAACCGGCGGCUCUGGAUGGAGGCCAUGGAUGGGAAGGAGCCGAUCUACCACAGUCCCAUCACAAAGCAAGAAGAAAUGGAGCUGAAUGAAAUUGGCUUCAGAUUCGUCAGGAAAUGCAUCAACGUAGUGGAGACAAAAGGGAUCGCAACUGAAGGCGUGUAUCGAACUGUUGGUAGCAACAUCCAGGUCCAGAAGCUGUUGAAUGCCUUCUUUGAUCCCAAAUGCCCUGGAGAUGUGGAUUUCCAAAACAGCGACUGGGACAUCAAGACAAUUACUAGCUCCUUGAAGUUCUACUUCAGGAACCUCUCUGAACCUGUCAUGACAUACAAGCUUCACAAAGAAUUGGUCUCAGCUGCCAAGUCUGAAAACUUGGAUUAUAGGCUGGGAGCCAUCCAUUCCUUGGUUUAUAAACUCCCAGAGAAGAACCGGGAAAUGCUGGAGCUUCUCAUCAGGCACCUUGUCCAUGUGUGUGAACACAGCAAGGAGAACCUGAUGUCUCCGUCAAACAUGGGGGUGAUAUUUGGCCCCACUCUCAUGCGAGCCCAAGAGGACACCGUGGCGGCCAUGAUGAACAUCAAGUUCCAGAACAUUGUGGUGGAGAUCCUCAUUGAACACUUCGACAAGAUAUAUUCUGGCCCCCCUGAAGACAACGCCGCUCCCCCGGUGCCUCCUCCGCGGGUGGCCACCCGGCGCCACAAACCCAUCACCAUCUCCAAGCGGCCCCUGAGGGCAAGACCGGUCUUCUUUGGAGGGUCUGUGGAAGAAAGCGGAGAGUUUGGCCAAGGCCUUACUCCCAAUGGCAUGGUCAUGCCCAACUACGGCGAAGCUCCGAAGCCGCUCCAACGGAGCCGACUGCCUUCACACCGGAUGGGAGAACCUGACCCUGCAAAGCCCAUCUUUGAAAGCAAGCCAGAACCGUGCUCAGAGGUGGAUGUGGGGAAACUGGUGUCCAGGCUCCAAGACGGCGGGGCAAAGUUUGCCAACAAAGCUGCCAAUGGGGUUGUGCCUGUGUCUGGCUGCCUGAAGGCCUCCAAUCUCCAUGUGAAGAGGCCAGCCCCAAGGCCUGGGAUGAGCACCAAAGAAGGCGAAUAUGAAGGCUUCGUCAAAGCGCGAUCGCCAGGAGAGAAGCCGGUGAUAAUGCGUCCUCCAGUGAGACCUCCAGACCCUCCGUGCAAAGUCCCCACGCCCCAAAAACCGGAGCCAAAGCCCGAUUUGCUCAUUGGUGGAACUGGAGAGGCUUCUUCCUCUGUAGUUGCUUCUAGGACAAAAUUCUUUGAAACGGCUUCUUUCAGAAGAGGCAGCUCUUCGUCACCUCAAGGCAGGCUCCCAAGCGAUGAAGGUUGAGAGCCAAAAGGCUUUUCCUUGUCGGAUCCUGGAAAAUUGGUCCCGGCUCCCCGCGCGGAUCGUCCUGCCUCCCAGAUCUCCAGCUGUUUUAAGACCAGCUAUUCUGCAGGAUUGUGUCCUUUGAGACUACUAUUGUGAACAGCUUCUGUUGCUGCAAGAGACAGGAAUAUUCUCAGGGAAGGAUAUUUCCAUCUUGGAGUUGAGCAAAGGCGCCCUUGGCAGCACUCAUUGGUUCCACCUCUCCUCUCCGUUUCUUGUGUCCAAAGAGCAUGGCUUGGCUUUUCCAUGAAGCGCUGCGCAGAGGCUGAUGUUUGCAUGGUGCAGUUUGACCAUUGACCAUUAAAACUGGCCUCUUCCACAAUCCUCUUCUUGACAAUGAUCUCCUAGGAUUUUAUGUACUGGGUGAUCCUAUCCCAGAAGGGCCUGCUUUGGGACUGUAUCCUGAUGUUAAUGCACUGGCUGUGUUGAGUUGUUUUACGUUCUCUGCCUACCCACCCUUUUUCUAUUUUAAUUUCUUUUACAGACCAGGGCUUUGUGUGUUGUGUGUUGUGUGUCUGUCCAGACUUGCAGUGGCAAGUCUCCCGUUGAUAAAAUGCUGAAAACUCUCCUGCCAAGAUAGAUUGGCGCGCUUUCCAUCCAAGUUUCUCUCUUUGGCUUUGUACAAAAUGCAGAUAUUCAGGGGCAAGGGUGGGACUGUAGAUACCUUGCUCAACUCUUCAUAUGAAUGUGAAAUCCUUUAAAGCUGCAAUUCCUACCUUCCGUCGGGAACGGCGUCGGUACGUUGAAGGAGCCCCUUGCACAUUCCAUCUGGUGGCAUUUUCGGUAACCUCCAAAGCAGCUGUUGGUAAUGGAUAUAGCUUUGUGACUUAUCUUGGUCUCCAUUCCACCCUUCCUUAGGCUGCUUUCCACAUGAGGAGCGGCUUCCAGUUUGAAGUGGAAUGAGGCAAGAUGACUGUCCAGUGCCAUUUUGUAAAAAUAACUGUUAUUAUCUUGCUAACAGUCCUGCAGCUGAUGCAAGAGAGAGAGAGUGUGUUGAAAGCCUAGGCUCUCUUACAAACACACCUAGAAGUCUCUGGACCAUGAGAGAAAUGGCACAGGAGUGUUGAGAUGUUUCGUUGCAGAUGCUCCUUCUCCUGGGUCCAACAUGAGUCCUUGUGGACAGGGAUAACCACCUGUAAGCCACAUAGGGCUGUUUUUGGGACCACGGUCCAAUUUGUAAAUGCCCCCAAAUGUCUCCCUUGGCAAUUUUGAUAUGUAUUCCGUGCCACUGUUUUAGACCCAGGAGAAGCCUUUUUUCCCCAGCAGGAACUGACCCAGAAUCCAACUUUCUGUUAGGAAAAGAAAGGAAUGGAACAUCUCAGAGGGCCAAAAAUGUAAUGAAAUGUCCUCCUCAAGGAUGUUGGAGGCAUUUGUGAUUGAAGGGACCUGUGUCAUCCUUAGCUUACAAAUGCUCUGAAAAUCUCCAUCCCACCCACCAACAGCAUUCUGUUUACAAAUUCAGUUGCUUUGAAGAACAUGGUCCAGGUGAAACCACGGUUUCAGGGACCAAAGCAGACGUCGUCCAGAUGUUGCAAUCUAGUAGUCCUUCCCAGGCAGUGCUUUGCCAAAAGGGCUGCCCAUCUUUUGAGGACAGCCCUAUGCCACCUGCUUCCUUCAUAGGCACAAAGUUGGCUUUUUGCAGCAUCCUGUCCCAGGAGACCUCCAGAAUUUGCUCCCUGUCAGUCCUAUGCGUUCGUUGUGUCAGUGCUCACAGAUUCAUGGUGGUUGCUGAAGGAAAGAAAAAGAUGCACUGCAUACCCAAGUGGCUAUGGUCUCUCAGUGUUUCUACCUGCUUGUUGUGGAUCUCCCAGGAAUGAUUUAGUUGUGUUUUCUUGCAUGACAGAAGGUUGGAGUAGAUGGCCCUUGGAGCCUCCUCCAGCCCUAUAUUUCUGUGAUUCCAUGGAUCCUAAAAUGGGGGGAAAGGGAUAUUGGAGCCCCCAAAAACCAGGCUGUGGGUCCCCCCUCAAAGAUCUGACAAAAUUGGACCAUCCUGACUCCCAUGUAGUUGAGCCUCCUUAGGAUUCACCAGUCCGAAGUGUAAUGAAAUGGUCAAGCAUUAAGAAAUGUCACGACCCAAUAGAGUAUUCAACACUCCUAUGAAUAUUGUCCAUGAAUGAGUCUUCAUAUUUGAGGAUAUUAAUGGGAAGUGAUUCUGCACAGAAGUACAAAUGUUUUUUCUGCAGAAAACUCACAUUUUGUGCACAGAAAACCCCGUUUUCUCCAUCAGAAACGGUAUUUUCUCAGAAAAACACACACGUUUAAUUCUGCAUGGAAUAAUUCCACAUUUUGGGAUGUGUGACAUUGAGGAGAAUGAAACCCAUGUUUUCUUUGGCAGCCCUGAGUUCAUUCAUAUUGUUGUGUGUGAGGAUAACCUUGGCAAAUGUUUACAUUACUGCUGAGGACUGCAGAUCCCAUUGCUCCACAUCAGCAAACUAAUGAUGAGGGUUGGUGGGAUCUACAGUCAAAUAACAUCCAGUGGACCAGAUAUUGCUCUUUCCCUUUCCAGUCCUUAUCAAAGCUUUGUUGUUAUUGCGUUGGCGUUGUUGUGGACCAAACAAAGAAGUAAAGGUCUCAAGCUAAAUUCAUUGUGGUCUGUCCCUAAUUCCAAGGAAUCAGAUCGUUAAUUACACAAAUACUUCUGGUCAGUGGAUGAAGAGUGGCCAGAGGAACGGAUUAAAAGAUGCGAUGGAGACUAGAGAAGGUGAAGGUGAUUCUGCAUUGUGGCAUUUGGAAUCUAAUUCUUGGGGUUAUUUCCUCUGUGUUGAUUUGGGGAGGAAGGCACACGGUGGGCAUCAUGUUGACUUCCAAGCAUUCGCAUGUGCGUAGUUGGGCCAUCAUUCCUCAUAAGCUAAAGGCGUCCAGCAAUUCAACUCCGUACUCUGAAUUUCAAAGCACUUAAGCAAAUUUUCCAUCGGAUGUAUUGUGUUUGUUAAAACGAGUAGAUUAGAUGUAGUUAUGUUUAUUGAGUUUCCACGGAUUAAAAGAAAUCCACUUAGCAA